Molecule: messenger RNA, 2180 nt
Organism: Etheostoma spectabile (orangethroat darter)
Lineage: Eukaryota; Metazoa; Chordata; Actinopteri; Perciformes; Percidae
Gene: dmrt2b
Product: doublesex and mab-3 related transcription factor 2b
Exons: 3
Coding region: 612-1943 (443 amino acids)
Biological process (GO): regulation of transcription by RNA polymerase II; sex differentiation
Cellular component (GO): nucleus
Molecular function (GO): DNA-binding transcription factor activity, RNA polymerase II-specific; RNA polymerase II cis-regulatory region sequence-specific DNA binding
Source: RefSeq, a predicted model, not a curated record
AAAGGCGUUCACAGGGAGAGGCGGUUGCUUUUUCUGCAAACUGACUUCCCACAAAUCAAUGCUGUCGGGUCGCGCGCCAGGAUCUCUGCAUUGUGGCCCGCUUGUUCUUGGAAACAGCGUCAGAGAGCAGCUGAGAGAGGCUUAACAUUUCAAACGUCUGGCGGUAGGCUGCAAAGUUUCCACCCGGAAAACACUGUCAUGUUGCAGUGGGCUGGGCCAGGACACCGCACAUCACCGCUUGGUGUUCAAUAGGAAUUAGUUUGUUGUAAAGUUGUGGUGCACAGCCUCUCUAAGCCCGGAAUCACGCUCUUAAUGCGUCGUUUUAGUUGCUAUUUGAUAAAAGUUGAUAUAUUUCACAUAGGCUAGGUGAAGCUGAUGUAGUCUAUGUGUGUUGUGUUUCAGUGCAGCAGAGUCAGAGUUGUUUUUUUCAGUUUUAAAUGCGUGCGUAAAACAGCCCCACGGUUGUACUUUAAUACGUAACAACCUUACACACGUGUCCUUAGUUGCAUUUUGAGUUAAAAGAACCUUGCCGUUUUUGCGAAAGUCUGCUCAGCGAUAGCAGCAACAUAGUUCACCACGGAUUUAAAAGGAAUCCGUGUUAUUAGUCAUAGAUGUCCUCUCAGCUGGAAGGAGGCCCGCAGCUGGAGACCAAACCAAAACUUGAUGUACUAAAAUCCGAAGAAGUUGUUGACGUGACAAGUCCUGACGGAUGCGUUGGGCAACUCGGCUGCCGCGGGGACGGAGGGGAGAAUAAAGUGGCCCUGUCUCCAGAGCGCCAUCAGCAGAAACCACGCAAGAUGGCCCGGAGCCCCAAAUGCGCCCGCUGUCGGAACCACGGCGUCGUUUCGUGUUUGAAAGGCCACAAACGCUUCUGCCGCUGGAGGGACUGUCACUGUGCCUGCUGCCUGCUGGUGGUGGAGCGGCAGCGGGUCAUGGCCGCGCAGGUCGCACUGAGGAGGCAACAAGCUGCGGAGGGUAAGAGGGGGGUCAGGUGUGCAGGUCCAACGCGGAGGACGGCGUAUCAGCGUUACACCAAAGCAGCCGAACCGAGCAUAAUGGCAAAGAGCAUCCUGCAGGGUCUAAAACCGGUGGUGGCGCUGGAGGACGACACCUCCUGCUGGUCAAAGCAGACACAGCGUGACCAAAUUCCCUUCACGUGUCCCCCCAUCAGCGCCCGGAUGAGGAAGAGGCGAGCCUUUGCAGACAAGGAGCUGGAGAACGUGAUGCUGGAGCGGGAACUGAGACAGAGGGAGCUGCAGAGCGACCUGCAGAGCGACCUUUCCUUUUCUUCAUCUUCUGCCCUUGUACCCGUGCUUCACCCUCCUCCCCUGCCUGUCUCUCCUAGCCUCCACUUCUGUCUUCUUAACAAGGACCCCGCCGCUGCAGGGACGACCAGUUAUGUGCCUGUGUAUAAAUAUAAGCCUCUGUAUGAGUGUGACGUCCAGUUCUAUCAGUUUUUCCACCUUAAGAGCAGGUCGUCCGCACAAAGUGACUAUAAUGACUUCUUAUGCCAAUGCUCGGAGGAAACCACAAAGGAUGAGGAGGUGCAGAACUGUUGGAAAGGCUGCGAGGAGAAAGAAAGACCCGAGCUGAUACCUCUACCGUCACAACAAAGACUCAAACAUCAUGGCAGUACCUUGUCAGGUCUAGACCUUGCCAAAUACACCUCAAAACCAACAGAAAUAAUGGAAUCAAAUGGCUCUUCAACCAUCACACGCUAUGUUUUUGGAUCAGAUCAGGGUAUCCUGGGCAGGCCAGACAUUAGUGCACCCAGCAGGACUUUUGAUUCCCGAGCUCUGACAGCUAAGGGCUGGUGCGCAGACACUCCCGCUGACCAGUCAGGUCCUCAUGCCAACUCUGUCAAGAGCCCUCAUGGCGGCUCAGUCAGGACUCCCGCUGUGAGGCCAUUACCUUUCUCUGUGGAGGCCCUGCUAAGAGCCUGACAGGGAAAUGGAAAGCAGUGUAGUGCACUUUGUGUAUGUGCGGACUAAGAAUUGAUGUUUGAAUUGAUAAUUAUAACAGUUGCUAGUUGUAAUACUUGUUUUGAAACACUUUUCUUGACAAGGGCUAUUUGCUAUAAAGUGAAAUAAUUGAACAUAAUAUAUGAACAAUUUACAAAACACAAUUGUUAGUCUUUGUAUUUCUUUUCUAUAAAAAUGUAUUUAGCUAUAUUUUAACUA